AAGAGCCACUCGCUCGCUGUCCGGGCUCGGGAGCCUCGCCAGGUCUUCCGAAGUGCGCAAAGGUGUGCAGAGGAGAGACUUUGUGCUGCCUGCAGGUGCCUGGGAGCCGCUUGGAGACAAGGACUUGGCGCCCGGCGUCUUCCUUUCACAACAAUCCUCUCUCUCUCUCAGCCGCAGCAGCUUCUUCUCCUUCUCCUCCUUCUCAGCGUCCUUCCCUCUGCAAUAACCUGGGCGCGAACUGCUGAGGGGGCGGGGGGGCGGCGGAAACCAAAACAAAAAAAAGACCCUGCAAGGCAAGAGAGCGAAGUCAACCAGUGGAGGCUCGAAGCCCCAAAACGGACUAGGCGCGAGGAGAGUUUGUCGUUGCGCCGAGACUGUGAGGGGAGAACCGAGGCGAAAGGACGCCAGGAACCGGAGUCCCCACCCGCUCUCCUCGCCUGCCCUCGUCCUCAGCCGCCCGCCGCGCACGGAACAGAAGAGUUGCGCUCGCUGACGGCGGCGAUGGCAGCGAGGCGUCGCGGCGGCGCCCUGUUGAGCGGAGCGCACCGGGCGCCCUGAAGAGUGGAGCUUGGCGCUGCCCAAUCCGCGCUCUGCGGGGGGUCCGGCGGCGGCCCCUCCCCCCGCCCCCUUUUCCCGCCUUCCUCCCACAUGGGGCGCCAGGAGGAGGCUUCCCCCGGCCGCCGGGGCGGCUCUUAGGGAGUGCGAUGGGGCUCCUCGCAAAGUGACACCCGCAGCGGCUGCGGCAACAGCGAGCGAGAAAAGGAGGAGGAGGAAGAAGAAGAGAGAGAGAGAGCAGGCGGGGUGGGGAAAGAGAAAUAUCAGGAGGGCAGGCAGGCAGGCAAGCAAGCAAGCAGGCAGGCGAGCUUUUUUCCCCUUCCCGAGGUGGUUCUCAAUCUUUUUUCCCGCCUUCGCUGCUCUCCUCGGGAGUUUCUCCCAUGCCUUCCCGGCCCCGGCGGGGGGCGGCGGCGGCGGCAGCCCCGGCGCAGGAGGAGCCGUCUUUGUGGUUCCUCUGAUGUCCCUGGCUGAGAAGCGGGAGCCGAGCUUCUCCUUGACGCCCAUGAUGAUCGAGGAGGACGCGGCGCUGAGGAACGGCAGCAGGGGGCUCUCGGGCCAGUGGGCGGACGCGGCGACCGUGCGGCCGCGCACCACGGAGCGGCACAUCACGGUGCACAAGCGCCUCGUGCUGGGCUUCGCCAUCUCCAUCCUGGCCCUGCUCGUGGUCACCAUGAUCGCUGUGCUGCUCAGCGUGCGCAUCGAGGAGUGCAGCAGCAGCAGCGGGGACGCGGACGGCCCAGCAGGCAGGGCGGGAAACCGGAGCGUCCCGGUAGGAGCAGCGGCAGCUGCCGCCGCCGCCGCCUCUGCAGGAAGUGCCCGCCGGAACCAUCCCAGCGCCGGGGAGCCCCCUGGCCGCGGAGGAGUGGAAUCGGAGGCGCCUGGAGGGGAAGAGGCGGAGGAGGAGGAGUGGCAGAGGCGUCGGGAGCAGCCGCCCUGGACGCAGCUGCGCCUGCCCGGGCACUUGCGCCCCCUGCACUACAACCUGAUGCUGAGCGUCUUCAUGGAGAACUUCACCUUCAGCGGCGAGGUCAACGUGCAGGUGGAGUGCCUCAACGCCACGCGCUACAUCGUGCUGCACGCGCACCGCAUGCACGUCGAGGCGGCCCGCGUGGCCGAGGACCGGCUGGCCGGAGCCUUGCGCGUCUCCAGCUUCUUCCUCUACCCGCAGACGCAGGUCUUCGUGGUCGUCCUCAACCGGAGCCUGGAGGUGCACAGAAGUUACAACCUCAAGAUCAUCUACAGCGCGCCCAUCGAGAACGAGCUGCUGGGCUUCUUCCGGAGCUCGUAUGUGCUCUACGGCGAGAGAAGGUUUCUUGCAGUUACACAGUUUUCUCCUACCCAUGCCAGAAAAGCCUUUCCUUGCUUUGAUGAGCCUAUCUACAAGGCCACGUUCAAAAUCAGCAUCAAACAUCAAGCAACCUAUUUAUCUUUGUCCAAUAUGCCUGUGGAAACUUCUGUUUUUGAAGAAGAUGGAUGGGUUACGGAUCACUUUUCACAGACUCCGCUCAUGUCCACAUAUUACCUAGCCUGGGCUGUUUGCAACUUUACCUACCGUGAGACUACCACAAAGAAUGGAGUUUUGAUCCGAUUAUAUGCAAGACCUGAUGCCAUCAGAAGAGGAUCUGGGGAUUAUGCUCUAAACAUUACUCGGAGACUAGUUGAGUUUUAUGAAGACUACUUCAAAGUGCCCUAUUCCCUGCCAAAAUUAGAUUUAUUAGCUGUGCCUAAGCAUCCGUAUGCUGCUAUGGAAAACUGGGGACUAAGUGUUUUUGUGGAGCAGAGGAUACUUCUGGAUCCAAGCAUUUCUUCCAUAUCAUACUUACUUGAUGUCACUAUGGUCAUUGUGCAUGAGCUAUGCCAUCAGUGGUUUGGUGACCUUGUGACCCCAGUAUGGUGGGAAGAUGUGUGGCUAAAAGAAGGCUUUGCUCACUAUUUUGAAUUUGUUGGAACUGACUACCUGUAUCCAGGUUGGAAUCUGGAGAAGCAGAGGUUCCUGACAGAUGUUUUACAUGAAGUAAUGCUGCUUGAUGGCCUGGCUAGUUCACAUCCCAUUUCACAGGAAGUGCAGCAAGCCACAGACAUUGACAGAGUGUUCGACUGGAUCGCAUAUAAAAAGGGCGCAGCUUUAAUUCGAAUGCUGGCUAAUUUUAUGGGUCACUCAGUGUUUCAGAUGGGCCUACAAGAUUAUCUGACCAUUCACAAGUAUGGUAAUGCUGCGAGAAAGGACCUAUGGAACACGCUGUCAGAGGCACUUAAGAAGGUUGGGAAAUUUGUGAAUAUCCAAGAAGUAAUGGAUCAGUGGACACUGCAGAUGGGUUAUCCUGUUAUCACCAUCAUGGGAAAUGAAACUGCAGAAAAUAUUGUAGGAAUCUCCCAAGAACACUUUCUUUAUGACCUUGAUGUUAAAAGCAAAGAUCGUGGCCUUGGAAACAACAGCUACUUGUGGCAGAUCCCAUUAACAAUUGCAGUAGGAAAUACGAGCCACAUCUCAUCAGAGGCAAUUAUAUGGGUGUCUAACAAAUCAGAGCAUCACAGGAUUGCCACACUUAAUGAGGGGAACUGGCUGCUGGGGAACAUCAAUCAAACUGGCUAUUUUAGGGUUAACUAUGACAUUAGAAAUUGGAGGUUAUUAAUUGACCAAAUGAUGAGGAACCAUAAGGUAAUCUCUGUCAGUAAUCGUGCGGGAUUGAUCGAUGAUGCAUUCAAUUUAGCCAGAGCUGGCUAUUUGCCGCAGAACAUUCCACUGGAGAUUAUCAGAUACCUGUCCAAGGAAAAGGAAUUUCUGCCUUGGCAUGCUGCCAGCCGAGCCCUUUAUCCACUAGAUAAAUUGUUGGACCGCACAGAAAACUACAACAUCUUCAAUGAAUAUAUAUUAAGACAAGUUGCUUCAAUGUAUCUUAAGCUUGGAUGGCCAACAAAUAAUUUGGACAAAUCAUUUGUUCAAGCUUCCUACCAACAUGAGGAGUUACGCCGUGAAGUCAUCAUGCUGGCUUGCAGCUUUGGUAACAAGCACUGCCACCAGCAGGCUGCAACCCUGAUAUCAGACUGGAUUUCCAGCAACAGAAACAGAAUACCUCUUAAUGUAAGAGACAUCGUCUACUGCACAGGAGUUUCACUGAUGGAUGAAGAUGUGUGGGAAUUCAUCUGGAUGAAAUUCCACUCUACUACAGCGGUAUCGGAGAAGAAAAUAUUGUUAGAAGCUUUAACUUGUAGUGAUGACAGAAACUUGUUAAACAGGCUUCUUAACCUGUCUCUCAAUUCUGAAGUUGUCCUGGAUCAGGAUGCAAUUGAUGUCAUAAUCCAUGUAGCUAGAAAUCCACAUGGAAGAGAUCUUGCUUGGAAGUUUUUUAGAGAAAAAUGGAAAAUAUUGAAUGCAAGAUAUGGGGAAGCAUUAUUUAUGAAUUCAAAACUUAUCAGUGGAGUCACAGAAUUUCUUAACACAGAGAGUGAACUAAAUGAGCUAAAGAACUUUAUAAAGACCUACGAGGAGGGAUCUGCUGCUGCUUUCUCACGAGCUGUGGAAACAGUGGAAGCCAAUGUCCGGUGGCAAAUGCUUUAUAAAGAAGAAUUGUUUCAGUGGCUGAGAAAAUCACUGGCACACUAAUCAGUGUUUCUGACCAAAACUUAGCACCAAAUUGUGCAGCCAGGAGGAGAAGCACAGUGUGACAUUCCAAGAACUUUUGACUGGAAGCACAAUGAAGACUGGUUAAAAUGGAAAGAAUAUAUAGAUAUAUUAUAUUUUUGCACCAAUCUCCUCAAAACUAAAAGGCAAGGGGAAAAAGAACUCUGACAGAGAGAAAAGGUCAUGAAUGCUUACAAAACCAAGUUCCCACUGUACCAUGGCCAAAUGUGAUAUUAAGUGGUGCAUGUAAAUGUUAAUGUCAGUUUUUUGGGGGGAAGCCCUCAGAAUAUUUGUGCAUGGUUGUAUGGUUCCUGCCUGUAUUCUAGCAUGCUUACUUAAGGUGUCCAUGUUUGUGUGUGAAUUUCUGUUACAUCGAAGAUGGGCAUUAUGCAAAAGCACAAAGACUAUGACAAUCAGUGUUAUAACAGCAACAUAAGGUGGAAAGACGAACGUAAACGAUCUAUAUGUUCAGCAUGUGACUAACUGUCACCUUUCCAUGUAGGUCAGUUAUGUCAGCACUUAGAUUGUCUCAGUUACAAUUUGGACAUUCACUCUCUUUUUGAGUUGCAAAUGAUUAUACAAAUUAAAUGCUCCCCUAUUUUAAGUCAAUGAUACAGACAAGUUUAGAGAGAUUUUAUUCUCACAAUAUGUUAUAAUUCCAAAAUGUAUUUACUUGUGAACAGCUAACAACUAAUUUAGCCCUCUGAUCACCAUACGUUUAAAUGGUUUAUGAAAUGAGUUUCACAUAUGUUCUUGGACAAAAUCCAUAAAUCACCCUUAUGUGUGGAUUUUAGUGUGCAAAAAAUACUCAUUAGGUGUGAUGCAGAAAGUAUGGUAAUUAAUUACACAGCUACCGAUGCUUGGUAUCAUGAAAAAUAUCAAAUCAACAGAGAAAAGUAAAACAGAAUCUGUAGAGAAACAAGAAAACUUUCCUAAAUAAUGAUCCAGUUGUAAUGAUCCAGUCCCCCCCCAUUGUCUUUUCAGCAUAAGAGUGUUAUUUAUUCACACAAGCAUCCCAUGGAAAUCAAUCAAGAUGGCAUUUGCAGCAAAUUUUAAUACCGUGGUAGCCUAUGUUUAAAAGUAGUCUCUUGUAUCUGUUCUACUUUUCAUGUGAGGUAUCUUCUAGAGCUUUUCAACAGCUAGAUUCUAAACAUAGUUACCACAGAAUAACCCCCACUGAAUAUUGUGGCACUGCACACUUUUUCUUCAAAUACCUGUUAAAUAAUGAGCUUGCAAAAACAAAAUAGUUUCUCUUCACAAUUUGUACAACCCAUUCAUCAAUCUUUGGAAUGAAUAUUCAUCCAUAUUAUCUAUUCUAUCUAGUAUAGAAAAUCUUGACCACAACCUGCCAAGUCAAUAGUCUUUUCUACUUCUCACAAUAUUUAGUUGCUUAUUUUCACUCUGUUCUCUGUCCUUCAACACAGGACUUGAAUCAUCACAGUAACCAAAGGAAAGAAAUAAUAUCACAAUACUGUAGCAGCAACUGCCAGUUUUCACUUUAUACAGUACAAGAGUCAUAAGUGGUAGCUUGGCUACAAGCCUGUCAGUAACACAACAGCAUUGCUAACUGCAGAGCACAGUCACUUAGGAUAUGUAGAAAUUUUGCCUCUUUGUUGUGACGAACACAUUUAGCCCAUCUGUGUGAGGGUGGUUGAAGUCAGCCUUACUGCAUUUCCUCUUUUUGGAUUCCUCCUUGAUGUCAUUCUUCAUCUAAAGGUCUCUCCCUGAUAGUUGAUUGGGGGAUGAUGGCCAGUCACUAGUACUAAAAUUACUCUUGGUAUCACCAUCCACAACAGCCCUAUGGAAGAAGAAUCUACCUCUUUGGGAACACUACCCUUGUAUGCCCUUCCCAUAAUUUAUAUCCAGAGAUAACCAUGUCCCAAUGGUUCUCUCUCUUCUACCAGGUUUCCUUUAUGCUACCUACUAUAUCAAUGCUCUCCUCUAAGACCAAGAACUCCACUUUGCCCGUCUUGCCUCAGAGGCUUCUAGCAUUAGCACAGAAACAUUUGUAUACAGUCUCUCUUUCCAACUGUCUCUGGCACUUGUGUUUGACCUGCAGUGCUUUGGCCUCUCUGAAUUGUUAUCCCGUGGACUUACAUUCACAAUCCCUCGUUCUAUGCACCCCCCAUUAACAUUUUCAUCCAUUUUAUCAAGUCCAGCUCUGAGGGCCUUCUGGCAGUUCCCUCACUGCAAGAAGCGAGGUUACAGGGAACCAGGCAGAGGGCCUUCUCGGUAGUGGUGCUUGUCCUAAGGAAUGCCCUCUCCUCAGAUGUCAAGGAAAUAAACAACUAUCUGAUGUUUAGAAGACAUCUGAAGGCAGCCAUGUUUAAGGAAGUUUUUAAUGUUUGAUGUUGCUUUUUUAUUAUUGGUGGUGGUGGUGUUCUGUUGGGAGCCGCCCAGAGUGGCUGGGGAAACCCAGCCAGAUGGGUGGGGCAUAAAUAAUGAAUUAUUAUUAUUAUUAUUAUUAUUAUUAUUAUUAUUAUUAUUAUAUUUUAUUUUUAACCUGGGGGAGAUUUGUUCCAAACUGGACAUUCUUAAGCUCCUGUUGUGUCUCCCUCACACACAGACACACUGCAAUCUGUUUAAAAGAUGCUUUCCCACUAUUUUGAUUUUAAGCGCCAAUGGUUUCAAAGGGGAGCCUGUUCCCCUUAAACAGAUCUAGCAUGUCCCAGAAUAUCCCCCAGUGACUAACAAAUCCAAACCUACAUCUCACAACACCAUUGUCUCAUGUAUGCAUUGACACUACAGAGCUGUGCCAAGUGAAUUCACCAAAGUAUGCUUAAAUGAACACACCACCACAACGUUGAACUUAGAUAAUAUGAGUUUGAGGGGUUUUUUCAACUGGCCUAGUGUGAAUGUAUCGCCAUAAUCCUGGCAUCAAUUUACAUAUUUGUUGGUUCAAACCAGCAAUAGACUGUGAUCCUGGGAUGACAGGCAGUAUAGAAAUUUAAUAAAUAAAAUAAAAGUAAGUAACCUUUUGAAAUGGCCUCAGCUUUCAGAACUUAGAGUUCUUUUGGCUGGUAGAUCUUUUUCCAUUUGUUUCUGGUGUGUUUAUUUUAUUUUUCUACCAGGCAAGAUACAAAUUUCAGUGAAAAGUAGCGGGGGGGGGGAAUCUGUUUUAAAUGUUACUGCAUUUUGUUGUUGUGUUUAGUUAACCAAGAUUGAGGUGGAGGUGUUGGUUAUCUAUUUACGUAACCUGAAGAACGACUUCUACUAGCACACCAUUUGGUUUUGUUCAGAGUAAAAAAAAAAACAUUCAGCCUGUGAUGUUCAGAAAUACACACUUAGCAUGUCCAUAGUUAAUUUAUAUAUACUUUCAUAGUUGCAUAUAUAUGACUCAAUAUUUUGUUUCUUUUCAUGUAGCAUUGUGACCCUGAACACUGGCAUAAUGUAGCAGCUGAGAGUGUUGUAAAUGUGGAGGCUCAUGGUUUAAAUCUCACCUCAGUGACAAACUCACAAUUGACCUAAUUUACAGGGUUGUUGUCAGGAUUUGUGAGAUAAUUUAUGUAACGCAUUGUGAGCAUACUGAAGUGAUAUAUAAAUGCUAAGUGUUACAAACACACACAAUAUUUCACUAUUAUGAUCCGUUAUAAUAUACUUUGCACCCUUCAGGAUAUUGUAUCCUUUACAGACAGUGUUGCAACUUUCACGGCUAAGAAAUUUGGAGUCAGAAGACUCAGAGUCUCCAAAAUGAAACACACAUUGCAUUCUGGACUGCAUUGAUGAUGGCAUUACUGUACACUAACAACUGUUCAUCUAUAUGUUGGCUAAAAAAGACUAACUAAAAUACAUGUAAAUAUAAUUUUGAUGUCUUGUUAUGAUAUGUGAGUAAAGCAGGCAUUUAUGUUGACAAGAAUGUCAUAGCAGAUCCUGAAUCUAAAAUUGUAUAGAAGAGGUUCAUUUCCCCCCCCCUAUUAUUACAGAAGCUGAAUAUGUAUAUGAGGCACAUUAUACUGAUAGCUGAUCUUUCAUUCUCUACUAUUCAGAUACUGUACAAGUGGCAGUGGCAAUAAAGAACUGAUAGCAAAGCACAUUUUAUCUAAGAAAUGUACAGACCCUAACAUCACCUAGCAGAAAAGUACUGUAGAUAAAUGGUAAUAACAGAAGAGGUAUAAUUCUGGUAAUUCUGUCUAGCUUUUAGAUUGCUUUUAGAAUCCCCCCAACUCUAAAAUCUUUGGGGGGGGGUUGGGGGAAAAUAUUCUUUAUAAUGUACAUAUGUAUACAUGUUAUCAGUAGUUCUGUACACAAGAUACAAUUCAGAAGAAAUAGAAGACUAAUCCAGGUACAGUUUGUGCACCUGUGCACAUUGAGUGCAUGGCUAUGUGUCCAUGAGAAUGAUCCCUAGCACAACAAAGAGGAAUCUCAUUCCCCAAUAUGGAACAAAGCACAAGUCACAGUAAAACAAAAAGUCCCCACUCUGCGUAUACACAGGUGACCUGAUUCAGACAUCCUGGUGUUCGUAGUGUGGAAGAUCCCCCAUUUUUUAAAUAAAAAAAAUGAGUUAGACCAAGAGCUCUGUGUGUGCACUGGAGCCCAUGCAGUUUCAGAUUGCAUACUAUAUAUAUUUAUGUCUCUUGGUCUUAGACUCAUUGUCUAAGCAUAAGGUGUGUUUGUUUGAUUUUUGACUCUGGAUUCUGCCUAAUAAAAGCCCUGCAGUCUUUUAUGGAUAUCAUUGAUACACUUGUAUUGCCAGUGCAUCCUUAAAGGUUCCAAUUCAGCAGAUCUGUUUGAUCACAUGCUUAAAUCCAUUCUUCUUGAGAAAAGCACAUCAAUUAUCUUCAGUCUCAAUACAGCAGAAGAUAAGCACAUAAGUAGUACCGAAACUCUGAUGGUAGCUUGAGUUUAAAUGCCAUGCUGUAUUUUUGUGCGGCUGAUUUAACCAUACAGGCCUAAAGGCAUAUCCGUUCUUCGUAUUGAAUAUAAAGAUAUAUACCGGUAGCUUAAGUCAGAAUUCUCAACGCCACAUGAUUCCAGAAAAUCUUACAUGAUUUCCAAAAAUCACAUCUAUCUUCAUUUACUUCUCUUGGGGGUAAGAAUGGAUGCAUUUGUAGAAAAUAUUACUGGAAAAUAAAAGCAUCAAGCAAUUUAAAGCAUUGACCAAAUAAAAUAUGAGUUUGUAUUACCGUUUACUGCAAGUAUUUUUGUAUGAUAUGCCUUUAAACCUAAUUCCAUACUGAACCAGUAUGUAUUCAACAUGAAAUUUUUAUUCCAUUCUAACCAAGGAUUCACUAAAUGGAUUUUUUUUCUA
Molecule: messenger RNA, 9425 nt
Organism: Zootoca vivipara (common lizard)
Lineage: Eukaryota; Metazoa; Chordata; Lepidosauria; Squamata; Lacertidae
Gene: TRHDE
Product: thyrotropin releasing hormone degrading enzyme
Biological process (GO): proteolysis; peptide catabolic process
Cellular component (GO): membrane; cytoplasm
Molecular function (GO): metalloaminopeptidase activity; zinc ion binding; peptide binding
Source: RefSeq, a predicted model, not a curated record